CACGGUGGGGUCGCAGAAAUCCCGGAUCCCCAGUGAGCGGAAGGAAGGCUUAGUGCGUCCCCCAACCUCUGUGGGGGCUGUGUAAUGGUUCAAGAGUCGUACUAAGGCUCUCUGGUGCAGGCUGAAGCUUAAGUUCACCAGAGAGACAAGAAUUAACCCAGGGAGAACGUAUACUUCCUGGGCAUAAAAGUGCCGGGCAUUUUACAUUACAGCAGACAUCGACACCUAUGUAAACAGAGGCACAUGCGAAACUUGUCCGUUCGUCCCCUCUCUCUCUUCCUCGCCUGGUGAGUGGUGAAGACGAAAACAAAAAGAAAGAAAGCGCACCGGACAUCCCGUGCCUGUUAACACUCGACAGACAAAAAAAAUGUCGAUACAGUUUACAUAAGAGCCCGGAUGGUUCGAUCGUUUCCAAGGGGAUCUGUUGCCAUGGAGUCACGUAAUUCGUCCAGUUUGUGAGUGAUGCUGGGUCUGGCAUUGACGCUCGAAACAUGCAGCCAGCUAGGGGGGCGGCAUUGUGGGUCGUACUGUUCUGUCUAUUCUACUCGGUCCUAACUCAGCCGUCGGCGACCAACAACAACAAGUACUCUGCCUUGAACCACAUCGAUGGAUCUGACCAAAUGUGCACACAUGCGCAGUCGCAUUCAAACCAUGAUGGGGAGAUGGACUUCCGGUUGCCGUCUGGCUUCUGUACAAAGUCUUCUGGGGAGCCAAGGGAGAUGAUGUGGACAGGAGAGGAAAAGCGUUAUGAGGAGACACCAAGGUUCAAAGAUAUUUCACGCAAUGAAGACGGCGAGGAAGCUCUGCUGAAUAUUCCAGUGGCUGGAGGCGAAGUCGGAGGACAGAGUUGCAAGAACCCGACUCCAUCUGCCACCUUUGUGACGGCUCUAUACGACAUUGGGAGAGGAGACUGGGCAAUUUUCCCGCGGCCUUAUUCCAUAUAUUUAAACUACUUCAGGGACGUGUUGAAACUAAACAUCAACCUGGUGGUUUUUGUAGAGGAGAGCGACAAGAAGUUUGUUUUGCGAAACCGACGUUCUGCCAACAUGACCAACGCCACUAGAGUGUGGACCAAGCCUUUCGAGGAUCUAGCAUUCCACAAAUACCUUCCUCGAGUCCGUGACGUGGUGGAGUCGGAAGACUUCAGAGCAAACAACGACAACCUCCGGCACCCGGAAGGGUUUUCACCGGAGUACAUUAUCCUCAUGAAUUCUAAAUUCAGCCUCCUCCAGGAAGUUGCCGAAGUCAACCCGUUCUGUAGCUCUCACUUCGUCUGGAUAGACGCGGGAUACGGUCAUGGCAAAAACGUUCUGCCGCAAAACGGGGAAACUUGGGUACCACGUGGUCUGAUUGACGUGCAUGGGAAAAUCACGAUCAUCCAAUUGGAACGGCCGAUUCUCUACGAGCAUUAUGACAGAACUACUUUAUUUAAAAUGGGAGCAAGGCCAGCGUUUAUUGGUGGAUUUUUCGGCGGCGAUUCUGCGUCUGUGAACCUAAUGACAGCUCUGCAUGAAGAGGUUUUUACGUCCUUCUUGGAUGAGCGGCUAGUGCACGAGGACCAAAUGAUGAUGUUAAUGUGUUACCUAAGAAAACCAGAGUAUUUCAAUCCCGUCGAAGGCUGGUGGUACGACGGAUAUAAAUUAUUCCAUUAGAGAAUAGAGAUUUUGUCUUCUGUGAAAACGUCGUGAAAUUGAUGUAUAAUAUUAGAUAAAAAGAUAGAAAUUAAGAAAUGCACAAUAACGUUUCUCAGCGUGAAUUUUCUAUAAACUGACAGGAAUGCGACGUGAUCACGGGUCUAUCUGAUAACAUACAAAUGUUGCUGUAAAGCGUGAUGUCGUCUUACGUUAAUUUCACUUCGAGAUAAGGCAGCUUGGAGAAUUCCUUACGUGGUACGCCAACAAAGCAUCCAUCAUGCUUUAUACGCAUUAUUGAGAUUGCAUUACAUGUAUUAAGUGUGAUGUGCGAGGUACAAAGUAAAAUACCGGAAUCCUUGAUGGAGUCUUAUACAUGGCGACUUACAUGCAAUUCAUGACUUUUAUUGAGGUAUUUACUCCGCGUAUUUCGUCAUUUUCCACGUGUAAUGCAGAUGUACCACUCGUUUGAAUGAUGUAU
Molecule: messenger RNA, 2112 nt
Organism: Liolophura sinensis
Lineage: Eukaryota; Metazoa; Mollusca; Polyplacophora; Chitonida; Chitonidae
Product: protein HtrL-like
Exons: 5
Coding region: 492-1652 (386 amino acids)
Source: RefSeq, a predicted model, not a curated record